Pristis pectinata (smalltooth sawfish) is the source of this 4668-nucleotide messenger RNA. RefSeq names its product cytidine and dCMP deaminase domain containing 1 (gene cdadc1). Gene Ontology annotation, cellular component: cytoplasm. Bases 71 to 2344 code for a protein of 757 amino acids. The transcript has 9 exons. Gene Ontology annotation, biological process: dTMP biosynthetic process; dUMP biosynthetic process. Gene Ontology annotation, molecular function: dCMP deaminase activity; zinc ion binding. Lineage: Eukaryota; Metazoa; Chordata; Chondrichthyes; Rhinopristiformes; Pristidae. The record is from RefSeq and is a predicted model, not a curated record.
AUCUGUCCCUUCUGUUCCUCUGCUGCCGAAGGCGGGUCGACUAGUGUCAUUCUGCGUCGCGGCUGAGGCCAUGUCCUGCUCUCGGCGGCAUCUAGAAAUGAAGGAUCUGCGGGAACCGGCGCACGUGAACGAGGCUGAGGAGCGGCAGGAGAGAGGAGUACAGACGGAGUGCAAUGCCAGAGGCCUGAGUCCUAGGCUUUCGAAAGUAAACCUUUUCACUCUUCUGAGUCUGUGGAUGGAGCUUUUUCCAAAUAACAAGCAAAAGGCAACUCAGCAAAGAAGAAAUGGCCUUGUUGUUGUGCACAAUUCAAAAAUCAUUGGACUACACUGUUCAAGCAUGGACUUGCAUGUUGGCCAAAUUGCUGUUAUUAAACAUGGAUCCAGGUUGAAGGAAUGUGAUCUCUACUUCUCAAGGAAACCAUGCUCAACCUGCUUAAAGAUGGUUUUAAAUGCUGGAGUCAAUCGAAUUUCAUAUUGGCCCGGAGACCCAGAGAUAAGUCUGGCUGAGGACAAGGUAAUGAAUAAUUGCUACUCAGAUGCAAAGUUAGACGCUAAAGCUGUGGAAAGACUCAAGUCCAAUAGCCGAGCUCGUGUGUGCACCUUGCUUCAACCUCUGGCUUACAACAUGCUUCAAUUUGUAGAAGAAACUUCAAGAAAGUGUGAGUUUUUCCAAAGCAUGAAUGCCAAGGACUCUGAUUUUAAACACAAGGACAAUUUUACUGAAUGCAGAAGAAAUAGAUUGCGGGAAUUUGAGAAAUUAUUCUUGAUUGCUGACAGUGACACCCACAAAGAAAUCUUAAAGAUCGUUGGCUUAGAGAAUGUGUGUGAUGAUGUUCAUUUUAUUAACUUAAGGCAUAAAAUGGAAGAGCUUGUUUUUUUGUUGGCAACCAUCGAUUGUAGUGUUCCAAUGUCUGGAAUAUUUAAUUGUGAUGAUUUAGAUGGUGCAUCCGAAGAGCACACAAACAAUGACUUUCAAAAUUUUGCAAGACACUGCAUGGUUCAAGCCAGGUUAUUGGCGUAUCGGACAGAGGAUCAAAAGAUUGGUGUUGGGGCAGUGAUCUGGGCAGAAGGAAAGUCGAGUAAUUGUGAUGGAACAGGAGCAAGGUACCUGAUUGGAUGUGGUUAUAAUGCCUAUCCAACAGGGUCAGAAUAUGCAGACUUCCCUCAGAUGGAUGAAAAGCAGCAGAAAGACAGAGAAGCCAGGAAGUUUCGGUACAUUGUACAUGCUGAACAAAAUGCUUUAACUUUCCGAUGUCAGGAUAUUAAAGAAGAUGAAAAAACCAUGAUAUUUGUUACCAAAUGCCCUUGUGAUGAAUGCAUACCCUUAAUAAACAGUGCUGGUAUCAAACAGAUAUAUACAGGUGACCUCGAUGCUGGCAAAGUAAAAGCGGAUAUAUCCUAUCAGAAAUUCUCUGGUCUACAAGGAGUGAAGAAGUUUACAUGGCAGAAAAAUCCAGCCAACAGUAUUUUAGCAUCAGGUGUCCAAGCUGUUCACAGGAAACAGGGGCCAACCAAGCCAUCCAUUCUCGAGAGCAGCAUUGCCCCAAGAAUUGCGAACACAUGCACAAUGAGCUCUAGCUCUGAAUCAGAGCUACAUUGCGAGUCAUCAGUACAGGGACAAUCCUAUCCAAGUAUAGAGGAUCCCCAGUCUCCCUUGUCCAAAGGUGAUUUGAAGAGGCCACUGGUAGCUCCUCAGCCAGAGCCCCAAACGGAAGAGCUAUUAAACCUGGAGCUUAGUGAGCCUGCUUUCAAACGGAGGUUGGUGGAACAUCAGUGUUACCUGCAGAGUCUCGUGACCUCAUUGGCUACUGUAAUGAAUGAUGUGGUAUGUGGGAUGGAGAAGAUCAUGUCAAGUCUGAAUACCUCCAUGUCUGAUGUCCACAGUGUACUGGAUCAUCAUUUGAGUGCAUUGCAGUCCAGCAGAGAGUCCGUGUCAUCUCAGACAGUUUUGGUGGAAAGCUCUUUUACACAAGGACUGAGCUGCAUUGGGGCAGCACUUCAGGCUGCUCUCAGUGCUGCUAUAUCUGACAUGGGUUCUAAAGUGCAAGAAAGCCUGCAGAUGGGAUUUGAAAACCUUGGAGAAAAAGUACAGUCAGCCAUAAGGACAGGGUUUGCUGAUUUGGUAAAAGAACAUGCCUCUACUCACCAAAGCCUAUAUAGCAGACAGGGUGGAGCAAUCUCAUCUACCAAUAGCUCUUCACAGGAGCAGGGAAUUCAUAACAGUGGCCUGUCCCUUUCAUCAUCCCAACCCAGUCAGCUUUUGCCUGGUUCCUUGCUGGAAAGCAGAGGUCCCUCUGUGGUGACUCAUGCACCUGGAGGCACGAAUCUAAGGAGCUUGCAGUAAGGAGGGAAGUAAAGACUUCCUUGUAAGUGAGGAAUAACUAGGAUAAUUGAGAAAGCUAUUGAAUUAAAUAAAAUGGACACAAGACAACUGGAAUGUUCUUCUGCUGAAGAAAGUGAUCGAGAUGGACCUCUCAACCAUACUGUUGUGUGGCAUGAAUCACAUACCAAUUACGUAGGACGUGUACUAAUUAAAUCAUUGACUAAGCUAAUACAGCGUUUAUUAAUGGUCCCUUUAUAUUACAGUAGCUUUCACAGAAGAUUCUAGGGUGACUACUUGCUGCUUCAUCUCCAACCCCUUUCAAAAAGCAAACUGCUGUUAGAACUUGGAUGGUCAUGCAGCAUCUGUGGAGGUAGAAGGAUGGUUGAUGUUUCGGGUUGAGACUCCAGUUCUGAUGCCUACGUCCUUUGGCUCCACAGAUGCUGCCUGACCUGCUGAGUUCCUCCAGCAGUUUUUUUUCUUGCUCUAGAUUACAGCAUCUGCAAUCGCUUGUGUCUCCAACCCUCAUCAGUUCUCUUGCAGCUGCAGGACCCAGUAUGUCCUUUCUCCACCCACUUUCACAAUUUGCCAGUCUAAUUAGCACAUUCAGACUUUGCAUUUACCUGUCCCUCAGUACAUUCUUCACAAUGAUCACAUCUGACCACAAGAUACAGGUACUUGCUCCAAUGCUUUAGGGUUGGCUUCUUCACCUGUACAGAACUUCCAAAUGUCAAUGUAUCCUGGUAAAUCUAUGUUGAGUUCAAGAAAAAAAUUGCUAUUUCUAUGUUUGUUUUUAUUCAAUUAAGGAACAGCAGCUGAAUUGCCACUUGUGGUUUUUCCUCCUCUAACCAAUUUUAAUUAUGGCUUAAAAAAAACUUCUCUGGAGUCCCUACUGUGCUGUCCCUAUGCUUCCCAUGGAAUGCUAUGGAUCUAAUGCGGGUAAAUGGGUUUAGUGUAGUUGAGUAUGACAGUUGUUGCAGACACAGAUAUAGGCCCUUCAGUCCAUCGUGCUUCAUGUCUCCAUGACUCUUAAACAAUUGAGUAAACUUGUUGAACAGACUGGGCCUCUUCUCUUGAGAAAAGAAGACUGGAAGGUGAUCUAAUGGGUUUUGAUAGAAUGCUUCUGUAUACGGGGAAGAAUGUAACAGAGGCCAUUGUUAUUAGAUGGCCACCCAAAAUUCCAAUGGAGAAUUCAGAAGAAACUUCAUUACCCAAAGAGUGGUGAUGAUGUGGAACCUGUUUCUGCAGAGAAUAGUUGAGGUGAAUAGUAUUGAUGUGUUUAAGAGGGGCCUGGACAUACAAAUGACAGAUAAAGGAAAAGACAGAUGCACUAAUAGGUCUAGAUGAGGAAAGCUGGGUAGAAAUUCAAAUGGAGCAUAAAUGCCAGCAUGUUCUGGUUGGAUUGAAUGGCCUGUUUCUGUUACAUACAUACUCUAAUUUUUAAAAAAAUCUUGUGAUACUGCGUUGUAUCACAAAUUUAUGUUAGGCUUUUUUUUAGCAAGUAUUGAUCCGAUUAAACAGUACUUAAAUUUAUAAAUGAGCUAAAAACUAUCUCCUCCUGGCAUGGGAGUCUAGAAUAAUAAUAAAAAUUAAAGCACAUCUUCACACACGUGAAAUUGUGGAACUAUGCCAUGUUUUCAAAAGUUGCCUUGUUUCUCUCAAAAGCUGAGCUUAUAAAUUGAAAAUGUAUACAUUGAAAUUGAUUUUUAUUAUGCUAAAGGAAUUUAAGACUAUAGAACCAAGGAUUUAGAUGGAGUUGAGGAACUGAUUAGCCAUGAGCUAAAUGGAUGGCUGAAUGGGAUUCAGAGCUCAUACUUGUUCUGUGACUCUGAGGUUAUUGGCAGUUUCACUGCAUGAGCUGCAUAUUGAUUCCUAUCAAAACACAAAGCAUUUCACAACAGACCUUUUCCAUAAUCUAAAUCCGAAGUAGCUAUAUUGCUGGAAAUCAUCAAAUUGGUGUUUUUUGUACAACUGUGGUUUAUCUUUGUUACAACUUCUGAAUCUGUGCAACGUUUCUUAAAGAAUGCUACUUUCACCAGAAGAAAAAGAUUAAUUGGGUUGUGUUUUCAAGAUUCCUUAAUUUCCUUGUUGUGCUCUGUAGCACAGUCUCCUUAAGCAUGCUUUGUGCUUUACUAAAGUUUCUUUUGUGGGCUAAGAUAAAAGUCAUCAAAGUGUGUGCUUUCUAUAAUACUAAUUAAUCUUGCAUGAUUUUGCACAAUGGUGGAGAGGAGUCAACACUUGAAGAGUGGUAAAAGUUAUGAGUUUGUUUCCAAAGAAUGUGAUAACAUAUCUUAAAAUAACAGAUGCUAUUAAGACUUUGAAAAUAAAAUGGAGAGUUUAAAUUAAAA